CAAAUCUGUCACGGACAAGGCAGGCCCUCUCACUCUUCUCCUAUCCAUUUCUCCUCUCGAUCUGCCUCCUCCAACUAAUCUCCCUUGCCAUUGCCACGCUUCGUUGGUUCCUCUUCCCUUCUCUCCCCGCGCGCGCGUGCUCACGUGAGAUCGUUUAUGGGGAAGAAAGGUCUGGUGGUGGUGACCAGCAUCCUCGCCGUGCUGACGGUCGUGUUUGGAGUCAUCAGCGCGGUUCUCUUGGCGCUGAAACAUCAUCAAGAUGACCAUGGCGAGUUCUCUACGUACCGGCGAUCGCCGGCGAUGCCAUGCGGUGUGGUGGCAGCCAUCUUGGCGUCGAUGACGCAGAUUCUUGCCAGCGUGGCCAUCUGCUGCUGUGGGGCGUGGCGGAUGACUAAGGGGGCCAAGCGCAUCGCCGCGGUGGUCUUCUUCAUCACCUCAUGGGUCCUCGCGAUCAUAGCAGUGCUACUAUUUCUGGCAGGCGCCAUGUUAGGAUUUGAAGGCUCUGCAAAGAAAACUGUUGGCAAUGCUAGGAUUGUCGGAGGUGUCGCAAUUUUUGUGACCGCGACGUUUUUGUUUCUUGUAGUCGCCGCCCUUGAUGUUGCCUCAUACCGCCUAGUUCGGAAGAAGGGCCACUACCAAGCAUAUGUUGGCAGUAAUCCUCCUUUUGUGCCAUCUAAAGAUGCUCCCUACGGUUCUGCUCCUCCACCACCAAAUCAAGUCUAAGGUUAGCUCUGCCACCAUAGCAUGGUUGUCUUUCCCUGCCAAAGGAGGAACACGAUGUAUGAACUGCGGUAGGUGAAAGGCGUAGGCUACGACCCAUGCUACCAUCUUGCGUGUUUUGUGUGUUUGUUACGGCUCCACUCAAGUCAUGAGAAAGAAUUCAAAAGUUCAUCUGCAUUGCUUGAAACAUAUGUGCUUGUGAAGCUUUUUUAUAUGUUACGAAAGCCAUUAUAGGUGGCUGCCAUCUGGACUAUCGAAAUCAUUUAUGGGAAUAAAUGUCGUCACUCA
Molecule: messenger RNA, 1008 nt
Organism: Triticum aestivum (bread wheat)
Lineage: Eukaryota; Viridiplantae; Streptophyta; Magnoliopsida; Poales; Poaceae
Exons: 4
Coding region: 157-723 (188 amino acids)
Source: RefSeq, a predicted model, not a curated record